Messenger RNA from Diaporthe citri, 492 nucleotides. RefSeq lists its product as uncharacterized. The coding region runs from base 1 to 492 and encodes 163 amino acids. The record is from RefSeq and is a predicted model, not a curated record. The transcript is spliced from 2 exons. Gene Ontology annotation, molecular function: RNA nuclease activity; RNA binding. NCBI's taxonomy places the organism in Eukaryota, Fungi, Ascomycota, Sordariomycetes, Diaporthales, Diaporthaceae.
AUGUUCAGAAUGGCACCUCCCAAGAAGACAUGCCAGCAGAAGCUCUCCUCAAAUCCGUACAAGAACAACGAGGUGCCUGACCCUAAUGAAGAGUACUACCAAGCGAAGACCAAGUUAGUGAGCAAGGAGUCAGGCAACCGAGUCGGAGUAAAGGCCAUCGCCAGACAGCUAGCCAACGCACCAAGCCCGCGAGACACUGGAAAGUCCGGCUAUCCACACAAAUUCUACAACGAGCCUGGAGAGACGCAGAUCUCGCAGCUGGUCAGAACCGAUAGCGCCCCGAGCAGCACCACUUCCCUGUACGAGUAUCCAGUGUUCUCGGACAACCAAACCUGCAAUUAUCAAAAGAAGCCCAGGGAAAACCCCGGCCACAUUCGAGGAAUCACCAACCAGAACAAACGGUUCAAGGGUGUCGUAGCUCACCAUGGCGAGGAUGGCAAGCCGAACAGGGGUGAUAUGCACUGGGUGGAGAAGGACAUGAAAAAGCAGUGA